AUCACGACUUCGCCUGGCACAGGAACUUAAACCCGUCAUCAGCAGAGCGCAGUUGGAAGCUUCAAAUGUCCCAUUCCGCGACGAUACGUGCAUGCUCGCCCCUCCUGGUUAUUCUGCCGAGGAUUUCGAGACACCGCAGCUUCGGCGAUGCCCCUUUGACCCGGCCACCAUUGACUGGACUUACUCCUCUCGUAUUGAUGGAGGACUCGAUGGAUACAUCUGGAGGGUGUGGUUCGGAGCGGAUAGUCCCUAUGUCUUGAAAGUGUUCUGGGACGCAGAGCCGCCUGAAUUUUAUCACUACUUUGCCGCUCAACGGGAAUGUCAGAAUUCUGCCCUUCUUCAGAUGAUGGAAACUGCAGUGCAGCAGGCUGCUACGUCUGUCAUCCCAAUCACCUAGGCGCAUGGUAGGAACCCCUUAUAGCUUCCACGUCUCUUGGGUCCAACUGCAUUAUACCAGUUUCCAAGAAUAGCAAUU
Molecule: messenger RNA, 475 nt
Organism: Ilyonectria robusta
Lineage: Eukaryota; Fungi; Ascomycota; Sordariomycetes; Hypocreales; Nectriaceae
Exons: 2
Coding region: 92-397 (101 amino acids)
Source: RefSeq, a predicted model, not a curated record